GUAUCUCCAGCCUGGCAACACUAAGUGAAAUAUUUAAAUGCACAUGUUUAUUUUAGAAAUUGGUCAAUUACGGGAUGAAUAGUAAUGUUAUAAAAUUGUAGAAUUUUAUUAUAUUUUUCUCAGAUCGGUAGUCUUCAGCUGGCAAUUUUAGAAUUUUAAAGGAAAAAACUCUUCAUACUUUUAAUAUUAGUCUUUAAAUAAAUAUGUCCUCGUUUAAUUAUAAUGACGAUGAUCGGUAAUCAUUGCAUAAAUUGAAAAAAAUGCUUCAGAUUUUUUCGUAUUUCUAAUAUAUAAAGUGAUCAAAGAAUAGAAAAAUAAAUAAAAAAUGGUUGGACUUGAUGAAAACAGUACAGAUGCAGUUAAAAAAGUUUUAUUAGAUUGUCCACUUUGUGGUCAAGAUUUUCAAACAUUUGAGGCUCGUUGCAGUCAUUUAAAAAGUUGUGGUAUUAAAUUCAAUUUAAGUACUGCCCAGCUUCUCAGUGCAGUUCGUUUACAAGAAAAAUAUGUCAAUGAGCGGUUGGCAGCUGGUCUCCCAAAUGUUGUGAAAUCCAGAUUAACAAAACCGAAAACUUCAAAGAAACAACUCCUUCUAAAGAAGAGACCCAAAAGUAAAGCAGAAGAAGAUCUUCAGAUAGGUUUAGCCUUGUCGGAAUCAUUGAAAGAAAGUGAAAAAAAAGAAACCGAGAUCUUUGAAGAAUUUUCUGAAAGUUCGUUAUUGUGUAAUUCAAAUGAGCAAUGUAAAAAUUACAAUGAAGAAAAAUUUCAUGUAAUGAAUAUUGAGAGCAAACAUUUGAAAACAAGAAAAAGGAAAAUUAAACAUUCUGGUAUCCCUGCAUUGUUGUUAAGAUCAGAAAAUGAACGGUUAAAAUUAUUACAAGAUAAAAUUUCUUCACAUUUCACAACAGGGAUAGCAGAAUCUUAUGCAAAGAUAGAAGAAAAUAUUAGCAAUUAUGUAAAAUUCAAAGGAAUUUCUAAAUUAACUGUUAAGAUGACACCUUUAUGGAAUAUGUCCAAAAAUGAAAGUAAUGUUUUAGACAAAUUUUAUGUUUUAUCUUUAAAAAGUCUAAUUCCUCCAAGCAAAUCGCAAAUAAAAAGCAAAGAAUUUACAUGUCAGAAUGAGAAUAUUUCUUCUAACAAAUUUCCUACAGUUUCAUCUAAAAUUUUUGAUACGAAUCAUGAAACUAAUCCAGAUGUAGCUGCUGCUUUGAAGUUAGUUUCAGACUUUAAAACUUUAGUUGGUAACGAAGAAGGUAGUGAUGUUAGAAUUAUUGUUGCAAAAAAUAGAAUAAUUGCAGCUCACAGUAUUAUAUUAAAAGUCAGAUGUCCAUCCAUAAUUAAGGAUCUUCAUUGCAACCAAAAUCAGAAAAAAUUUGAAGUAAAUUGGAAUGAUGUUUCAUAUGAAACUGCAUUAGCUUUCUUAGAAGUUAUAUAUUCUGGAAGUUCAAAUAUUGAUGGUAUAAAUACAACACAGUUAAAAGGAUUAAUAAACAGGUAUCAAGUACAAAAUCUAUUUGAAAACUUUGACUUAGAAAGGCAUUUAAAUAUAAACCAGUCAAUGAUUGACAAUGAACGUCAAUUGCAAAAUAUUUUAAAUUCUAUAUGGAAAAUUGACAAUGAUGAUGAUAAAUUUAAAAAUAAUGAAAUAGAUGAUAAUGAAAGUCAAAAUGAUGAAAUGGAUGAUGUGUAUGAAUAUCUAUCUCAAAAACAAGGUAUUGAAGACAGAAAUUUAAGUUUAGCAAGUGAUUCCAAACCUAACUUUUUUGAAACAUCUGCCACAAAUCAAGAAGAAAGCCAGAAAGAUAAAAAAUGUCAUCAUUUUGGCUUGGAAAAACUUGAAAAGACAACAGAACAUUCUCUUAAUAAAACAAUAUUAUUUGAUAAUUCAAUGGAUGAGUAUAAUGAGAAUCUUGACAUGGAAACAGAACAUUCCCUUAAUAAAACAAUAUUAAUUGAUAAUUCAAUGGAAAAGUGCAAUGUUGACGUUUUAAGAACUGAGAAUAAUGAGAUUCAUAUGAUAAAUGAAAAUAAAUCUGAAGAUUUAAAUUUUAGUUUAAAAUUGUCACACAGUUCCAGUGAUGCAUCAGAAGAAUUAUUCACUGAAGAUAUCCAUGAUUUUCAAGAUUCGGAUAGGCAAAGCAAAAUGAGAUCUUAUAUUCAAAAGGAUAAAGAAUUAUAUCAAGAUAUUCUUGAGUAUAAGCCAUUUCCAGUUUCAGAACUUCACAAAAAAAUGAAAUCUGCCGGAAUUAAAAUUUCUCUACAGUGCUUAAUGGAUUAUCUUGAUGAAGAGUGUAUUAUUUAUACCCUUCCUAAAGGAAGAAAUGUGAAAGAAAAGCAAUUGCAAAGAAGUAAAAGAUAUAAAAGUAGGGUUAAAGGAAGACUUGCUAAACGAAAAUCCAAAUGAAAUCUAGUGUAUAUAAUAUGUAAAUGUGUCAACUUUAAUUGAAUUUUUAAGUUUUAAAGGUAAUACAGUGGAACCUUGCUUAACGAGCAUAAUUCGUUCCAGAAUGUUACUCAUAAAGUGACACACUCAUUAAGAGAAACAAUUUUUCCCAUAUAAACUAAUGUACAAUACAAUAAUGCAUUCUAUGCCACAAAAAAUAUUCAAAUAUCUUAUGUAUAAUGUUUGUUCAAAGAAAAUUAUACAAUAUACAUUUAUAUUAUUUUUAUACAUACGUUAUAUCAUUAAUUAAGAUUCUGCUGUUUACCAUUGUUUUCAGUCUUUCGAUAAUGAUUGUAAAAUAAAUUUAAUGUCAAAUUUAAAAACUUUUUUUAUAAAUAUUAAUGAAUUUAUUAUUAAAAAAUCCUUAGAGCUGUACAGUUUUAAUGAUUAUAAAUAUUUCAGAAAUUCUAAAUAUAAUAUAAUAUGUGCCUUAAUUUUGUUUGUAUUUUUUAUUCCAUUUUUACUUCCCAUUUGUCUUUUUCCUUCCAAAGAUCUUCCAGACUAAUUCUGUGAGAUCCUCAUUCCUGGUGACACAUUCAAUGAACAGAUAGAAAAUGAUAAAAUGCUAAAUAUUAAGGAAUUUUUUAUAUGGAAAUUUAUUUAUGA
Messenger RNA from Centruroides sculpturatus (bark scorpion), 3046 nucleotides. Its product is annotated as structure-specific endonuclease subunit SLX4-like. Gene Ontology annotation, molecular function: enzyme binding. The transcript has 15 exons. Gene Ontology annotation, biological process: resolution of meiotic recombination intermediates; interstrand cross-link repair; meiotic DNA double-strand break processing. NCBI's taxonomy places the organism in Eukaryota, Metazoa, Arthropoda, Arachnida, Scorpiones, Buthidae. The record is from RefSeq and is a predicted model, not a curated record. Gene Ontology annotation, cellular component: Slx1-Slx4 complex; nucleus. Bases 326 to 2401 code for a protein of 691 amino acids.